UUUUUUUCCCUUCUUUCACUUCUCCUCCUCCCCCAGGCUCCGGCUGGCAGGGGAGGGGAGUGGGGAACAGCGAGAGAUCAAAAAUAAACCUCUUAUGUCAAAAGCCGGGGGGAGAAAGUAUAAAUACGGCGCCGCUCCGCAGCCGGGCUCGGAGGCUGCGGGGGAGCCGAGGGUCCGGCCAUGGGGCGGCGGGAGCUGCUGCGGGGCCGGGCUCCGCUCCACCUGCUGCUGCUGUGCCACGCGUGGGCUCUGCCGCCCGCGCCGCGGGACGCUCAGCCGCUGCUGCCCUCCCGCCUGCCCGCGCCCCCGGGGCAGCUGGCCCUGCGCCUCGCGGCUUUCGGGCGAGCCUUCGUCCUCCGCCUCCGCCCCGACGCCGCUUUCCUCUCCCCCGUUCUCCGCCUCCAAUGUCUGGGAGGUCGGCGGUGGCCGGGACGGAGCGCGCCUCGCCGGGACUGCUUUUACGCGGGAGCCGUCGAGGGAAACCCCGACGCCCCCGCCGUCCUCAACCGCUGCGGCGGAGGUCUCCGAGCCGCUUUCCUCCUCGACGGAGCGGCUUACGAGCUGCAGCCUCUCGGGCAUCAUCCCUCGGCCGGACCGCCCUGGAGACGCCCGCACCGCCUCCAGCGCCGCGCCGCCCCGCCGGGCUGGUUCCGAGCUCCCGCCGCCCCGCCGGGCUCCGUCCGAGCUCCCGCCGCCCCGCCGGGCUGGUUCCGAGCUCCCGCCGCCCCGCCGGGCUCCGUCCGAGCUCCCGCCGCCCCGCCGGGCUCCGUCCGAGCUCCCGCCGCCCCGCCGGGCUGGUUCCGAGCUCCCGCCGCCCCGCCGGGCUCCGUCCGAGCUCCCGGGCAGCCGCUCCGCCGGGGGAAGCGCUUCGUGUCGCAGGCGCGCUACGUGGAGACGCUGCUGGUGGCCGAUGCGUCCAUGGUGCGCUUCUACGGGGAGGACGUGGAGAACCACGUCCUGACCCUGAUGUCCAUGGCAGCUCACAUCUACAAGCACCCCAGCCUGAAGAACUCCAUCAGCCUGGUGGUGGUGAAAGUGCUGGUGGUGGACGAGGCGGCCGAGGGCCCGGAGGUGUCGGACAACGGCGGGCUCACCCUGCGCAACUUCUGUAGCUGGCAGCAAAAGUUCAACCCCCCCAGCGACAGGCACCCGGAGCACUACGACACUGCCAUCCUGCUGACCAGACAGGAUUUCUGUGGGCACCAAAGCUGCGACACGCUGGGAGUGGCAGAUAUCGGCACCAUGUGCGACCGCAACAAAAGCUGCUCGGUGAUCGAGGACGAGGGGCUGCAGGCAGCCUACACCCUGGCCCACGAACUGGGCCACGUGCUCAGCAUGCCCCACGAUGACUCCAAGACCUGUGAACGGCUCUUUGGGCCCCUCGGAAAGCACCAUAUGAUGGCCCCUCUCUUCAUCCACCUGAACAAGAGCCAGCCCUGGUCUCCUUGCAGUGCCAUGUACCUCACUGAGUUUCUGGAUGGAGGUCAUGGUGACUGCUUGCUCGAUGCCCCCGCUGCCCCCCUGUCCCUGCCCGCCGAGCUGCCCGGACGAGGAGCCCUGUACAGCCUGGACCAGCAAUGCCAGCAGAUCUUUGGCAAGGACUUCCAGCACUGCCCCAACACCACAGAGGAGGAUAUCUGUGCCCAGCUCUGGUGCAGGACAGGCAGUGGGGAGCCCCUCUGCCACACCAAGAACGGCAGCUUGCCUUGGGCUGACGGGACCCCCUGCAAAGGCCACGGGCUGUGCUGGGAUGGCCACUGCAUGCCACAGGAUGCCCUGAAGCCCCAGGUGGCAGUGAACGGUGGCUGGGGCCCGUGGAGCCCCUGGGGCUCGUGCUCCAGGAGCUGUGGAGGUGGUGUGCAGUUCUCCUACCGCCUCUGUGACAGCCCCAAGCCCCAGCACGGCGGUGGGUACUGCGAGGGGCAGCGUGCCAAGUACCAGUCCUGCCACACCGAGGAGUGCCCGCCCCACGGGAAGAGCUUUCGGGAGCAGCAGUGUGAGAAGUACAACAGCUACAACUUUACAGAUCAGGAAGGGAACCUCCUGGAGUGGGUUCCCAAGUAUGCAGGAGUGUCCCCCCGAGACAGAUGCAAACUCUUCUGCAGAGCCAGAGGGAGGAGUGAAUUUAAAGUCUUUGAGGCCAAAGUGAUUGAUGGGACACUGUGUGGGCCAGAGACCCUCUCCAUCUGUGUCCAUGGGCAGUGCAUCAAGGCUGGCUGUGAUCACAUUGUGGGGUCCUCCAAGAAGCUGGAUAAAUGUGGGGUGUGCGGCGGCAACGGCUCGACCUGCCGGAAAAUAUCCGGCUCGCUCAACCGAUCCAAAUACGGCUACAACGACAUCGUCACCAUCCCCGCUGGGGCAACCAACAUCGACAUCAAACAGCGCAGCCACCGCGGGGUCCGUCACGACGGCAAUUACCUGGCCCUGAGGACCCUGGAGGGCAAGUACCUGCUGAAUGGAGACUUUGCCAUCUCAGCUGUGGAGCAGGACAUCUUCAUUAAUGGCACCAUCCUGAAAUACAGCGGCUCCAUGACAACCCUGGAGAGGCUGCAGAGCUUCCGACAGCUCCCAGAAGCCCUGACCGUCCAGCUGCUGACCAUCGCCAGUGAGGUGUUCCCACCCAAAGUCAAGUACACCUUCUUCAUCCCCAAGGAUGUCCCUUUCAGCAAGCAGAAAGGCAAAGAGAAGAAGUCUGCCAACGUCAUCCAACCGAUGCUGACCUCCCAGUGGGUCCUGGGUGACUGGUCCGAGUGCUCCAAGACGUGCGGCUCCGGCUGGCAGAGGCGGACGGUGGACUGCCGGGAUGUGGAGGGUCAAACCUCCUCCACCUGCGACAGAGCCCUCAAACCCGAGGACAUCAAACCCUGUGGAGAUGUCCCCUGCCCUCUCUGGCGCCUGGGUCCCUGGUCCCCCUGCUCCCAAACCUGUGGCCAGGGCGUGCGGGUGCGUGACGCCUCGUGCAUCGAUUACGCCGGGAAAGUCACCGCCCCGGAGAAGUGCAGCUCGCCCGGGCCACCGCCGGCCACCGCCCCCUGCGUGCUGCAGCAGUGCUGAGCCAGCCUGGCCUCGGGGCAUGUGCCACCCCGGCUGUGCCAGGGCAGGAUGGCGAGGGUGCCACGGGCCUGCUCGCCAGACAAAUAACCACUCUCCAGUGCUUCAUCCUCACCCCAUCGACAUCUACCUCAGAGCGGGGAGUAACAGCGGCAAAACGGAGAGGAGGCACUUCUUUUCCUUCCUUCCUUCCUUCCUUCCUUCCUUCCUUCCUUCCUUCCUUCCUUCUUCUUCUUUUCCUUUACUUCUUCCUUUUUCCUCUGUGCUGGGCCCUGGGGAGGCUGCAGCUCCAGGGCUGUGUUCAGUGUUGGGUCUCCCAUGACACUGAGGGGCUGCAGCAUGGCCAGAGCUGGGCAGCGGAGCUGGGGAAGGGGCUGGAGCACAAGGGUGCUGGGGGGAGGGGAUGAGGGCAUGGAGGAAGAGGAGGCUGAGGGGAGACAGGAGCACUCUCUGACACUCCCUGACAGGAGGCUGCAGGGAGCUGGGGGUCUUCUUCUCCCCAGUAAUAAAUGACAGGACAAAAGGAAACAGCCUCAAGGAAGGCUUUAUCUUUUGCCUGAGCUAAGCUCCUGUGAGACCCUUUUCUCACUACCCAGGCAGGUUUGGGAUGGGACUGUGGAGUGAGCUGCUCCCCUGAAGACAUACCAGAAACCCCAUCAUUUCUUUGAAACCUCAAGAUCUUCAGCCUUCAUCUCCAAUAGGCAUCUCCUAUUAAAACCAAGGGCUCUGCAGUUAAGGACUGAGGGUGUUGAGGGCCUGUCUCUCUUCUUUUUUCUCUUUUUUAAGGAAAGAAGGGAAAAAAAUAAAGGCCAGCUGCAAAGUUUGGAUACAGAGCUGUUUGGGUUGUAGAUCAGACCUACCUUCAGGCAAUGUUCUUCAUCUGCUAAUUAAUCUCCAGGAAUUUAAGCCCUCUCUUGCUCUAACAAAUAGCUGGAUGCUAAAGUCAUGUAGCCUUGCAGGGUUAUAUGCUUUUUCCCCUUUUGAGUCUGUGAGGGUUUUAACUCGAAAGGCCAGCGUGUGUUUCCUUCUCCAGAGUCAUAACGAGCAUUUAGGAUGGGUCAGAGAUGUCUCUGCUUGAGACAGUGCCAAGGAAAACAUCUGUAUUUAUCACACAGGAGUUGUGCACACCGAGAGUCUCUUCCAGCUUGUUGUAUUCACUGCAUGGGUUGCUUAGCCAGAGCUUCCUAGAUGCAAAAACUGCUUUCCUAGAUGCAAAAUCUCCUUUCCUAGAUGCAAAAAACCCCUCCCUGCCAUGGGCAAAUCCUGCUGCUUUUCCAGUAUAGGGACCCAGCUGGGAGCAAGGGGCCCACUGGGAUGAGGUGUGGGGUCUGGGUGAUGUUAAGUGGGCUUCCUGCCUUAAUCUUCCCAUAGAAACACGUAGCCUUUAUGCUGAUUUAAGUCAAAGAGGUUAUAUAUUAGGAUAUAUAUAUGUGUAUAUAUAUGUUUCCCUUCAGUGAAGGAUUUGUAGCAACAUACUGAGCCUCUUGUGUUAGGUAUUUAUUAUCAAUUCCUGUUUGGGUUUGUACAGUAGCUGGAUGGAGAGAACAAAAAAAAGAGGUAAAAAAAAGAGAGGAAAUAAUAAUAACAAUAACAAAAAAGACUGUGUUUUAACAUGCUGCUCCCACAUCCCCACUCUGAAACCUGCAAAGGAGUCAGAGAGGGGGGAUGUGUCUGCUCAUCGUUUAACCACUCGGGUAGAUGACGGUGUCUCCCUCCUCCCUGGUGCCCUCAGAUCAGGGUGUGAUUGCCAGCUGAGCUGUGUAAGCACAACAGCUUUGUGUUUUCUUCUUAAAGGGGAGGGGGAGGAAAUGUCAUUUUCCACUUUUUAGCCUUCUGUUUGUAUUUGUUUUUAACUUUUGAAAGCAGUCUCCUUGUGACUCUGCCUUUUACCUCUUCAAUAAAGGGUUUCCUGCCUCUUA
Molecule: messenger RNA, 4970 nt
Organism: Colius striatus (speckled mousebird)
Lineage: Eukaryota; Metazoa; Chordata; Aves; Coliiformes; Coliidae
Gene: ADAMTS8
Product: ADAM metallopeptidase with thrombospondin type 1 motif 8
Exons: 9
Coding region: 181-3054 (957 amino acids)
Biological process (GO): proteolysis; extracellular matrix organization
Molecular function (GO): metalloendopeptidase activity; zinc ion binding
Source: RefSeq, a predicted model, not a curated record